Oldenlandia corymbosa var. corymbosa is the source of this 3266-nucleotide messenger RNA. The record is from the annotation of a GenBank genome assembly. NCBI's taxonomy places the organism in Eukaryota, Viridiplantae, Streptophyta, Magnoliopsida, Gentianales, Rubiaceae.
CAAAACGUACAUAUACCUCCAUCAGGUAACUGACAUAGAAAACCAACGCCGGGCGACCUGAUUCCCGUCGAUUGAAAUACCAAAAGAGCCCCUAGUUUCCUUUCCUUUCUCUUUUCCUCGAAGCAUUAAUUUCCUUUCCUUAGUUCAUCAGAUUUCCCUUUCUAUCCUUCCCCGGCGUUUCCUCCUGCAAUUGUAUCUCCCUCCCCAAUUUUCUCUCUCACGCACACACACACUGAAACGAGAAAAGCCUGAGCUUUAUUCCCACACCGCAGAGUCCAAUUAAUCCGGCGUAGCCUUGUUUUUUGUAAUUUCAUCUAAACUAAUAAGCAGCAUUUUGUUGGGCUAGGGUUUUUGAUGGGCUGUAUUUUGGGAAAAUAAUUCUGGUAUCAAGAGCUUUAAUCGGAAAAUUAAGGCAAUGUAUAGUGCGGUGCAGUUGGAGCCGCAGAACUUCGCCAUCGAUCACGAGCAGUACGCUGUCCCUGGCGAUGGAGACGACCCCAAAGCUGAUUUUACUGGUGUUGGCGGUGGGGAUUCAAUUGAGACCGCAGAAAUUGUAGGUUACGAAGACGGCAGCGGAAUUGGUGGUGGUUUGGAUGGGAUUGAAGUCUCAGUUCCUCACGAUUCCGUUUAUGGAGGUGCAAACGGUGGUGUUUGCCCGGACGAAGGAAUGAUGGCCCCCGGGGCUGAUGUUUCUAAUCAGCUUACCCUCUCGUUUCGUGGCCAGGUGUAUGUGUUCGACUCUGUUACUGCUGAAAAGGUCCAAGCUGUGCUCUUACUUUUGGGUGGAUGUGAAUAUCCUCCUGGAGAUCAAGGUGCUGAAAUACAUCACAAUCAAAAGGAUUUGUUAGACAAUACUGGAAAGUGUAAUGAUCCAAAGAGAGCGGAAUCCUUGAAUAGAUUCCGGCAGAAAAAGAAAGGACGGUGUUUUGAGAAGAAAAUUAGAUACAAUGUCCGACAAGAAGUUGCAAUGAAGAUGCAGCGGAAGAAGGGUCAAUUCGCCCCUAGAAUUUCUGAGGACUCUCUUAAUUGUGACAUGGCGGAGGAUGUGCAGAUAGAUAGUCCAGAAACCUUGUGAGUUUAUGUUAGAAAAGCACUGAUUGCCCUAUUUCUUUUAAGUUUUCAGUCCUUUUCUCUGGUCUUGCAGCUUGCUGUCAAGUUCGUCAGCCAAAGCCAGAAACUUCUCUAGUACUUGCUAAUAUAUUGGUGUCAGCCUUUGUUCUUGUUUGAGCUUGUUAUGUGAUUUUUGUGAUCCCACAUUCUUAUGCUUUUUGAUAAUCCAUUUUGCUUUUUAGGUGCACUAAUUGUGGAACAAGUUCAAAGUCCACUCCCAUGAUGCGGAGAGGUCCAGCUGGUCCUAGAACUCUUUGCAAUGCAUGCGGGCUUUUCUGGGCAAAUAAGGUUUGUGUACCCAUAGUCCCAUUGAACUGCACAAAUGUUUCCAUUAUUUAGAAUUAUUCCCUUUUGUUGAUCUUUGAAAGUAUGCUACAAUAUCUUAUUGAUGUAGAAAGAAUUUUUGCUUGCUAGAUUCUGUUAGGUCCUGAAUUCACGUUUCAAGUUUUUUUGAAUAUAUAUUGCGGGAGUUCUUUCUUGUCCCUGAUUCAUGGCCAUCUAGCUAAGACAUCUAUUUGCAAACCCAGGAGUAUGCAUUUUUAUUUCUUUAAGAUUUUCUUUCAACAUUUGGAAUGGUUUAGGUGUCCAAUGCUCUUGAUCAUGCCAUGCUUUGGUGUCUCCUAUUACUUAGCUUGCAUCUGUUCUGUCUUUUCAGCACCAAUUUAUAAAUGUACCGAUUUCUGGAAGGUUUUUCAUUCCCUUUUUCUUCAGCAAAAUUUCUUUUAUAUUUCUGUGGCAAAAUUAGUUCCUUUCAAAUUGUCCAUACCACAACUCUCCUGAAUUUUAUCCAAAAAUCAUAUGUCCAGGACCUUUUGUUUAAUAUGCCUGACUUUUGAAGCUACUAAAGUACAGCUGAAGUUGGAAGGAGGACUUUGUAGGCAGUCAUAACAGUAGAGUGAUAACUUAGCGUUCAAGCAUUAUAAUGUUGGGAAACUAAAUGAAAAUAUGAACAUCAAAUGAGGAAGUAGAAAUGAGGAUGUUGACAUGGAUGACAGGAGAAAUGAUCUAAGAUGGAAUAAGUAAUGAAUACUGAUAAGAGAGUGAGAGAUGAAAACCUGAUAGAAAUAACUGAAGAGGUGGAUGUCUGUUGGAACCCAUUAUAUGUAGUAUGGCAUAGAAGAGAAAAGUAUUAACUCAUACUACAAUUGGGAGGAGCAUAGCGCAUACCUAAGAAUAUUUGGAAAGAAAUCAUCAUUGGAAAAACCUGAUACAUUUAAACCCAAAUUGGAAUGAGUGACUAGUGUAAUCAACUUUCACAGUGGGGUAAAAAGCUUGGUGAAGGCUACCACUGUAAUACAAUGCUUGUUUACGAUUCUUUAUCUCACCUAAGACUGGUGAUUGCAGGGAUCCAUGAAGGGUAUUGGCAAGAGAACUGUUACAGAAGUAGGUACUUUUUGACUGGCCUGGAUUUAACAAAUCAGCUUAACCAUUGCCUUCUUUUUUUCUUUUUUUUUUUCCGGUGCUCCUGCUUAUCGUCUGUGCUAUUUUUACUGUCUUAACCUUGGAUUUAGAAUGAUGUGGAUGACUAUGGAGAUCGAGAUCUUAGCUCACAGACUAACUUGGGGACAUUCUCUACGGAUAAUAUGGGAGCUUUACCAGCUCAGCCGAAUGAAGGUUCUUUGCACAGCUGCCUGCAGAAUUACUGAAGGUUACCAACUGAACUACUGUCGGCCUCUCUGCUACUGGAGCUAACUGAAUGUUACCAACUGAAUUAUUGUCGCCCUGUCUUGUCAAUUGUACAGUUAUGAAUGCAAGUACUAGAUAUAAAAGUGAAGAGUUGGUAACGGAUAGUGUUUUGUUGUGUCGUACUUGAAGGAAUUUUUGUCGGUUUGUUCGGAUCAGUUUUAGCCCUUUCCUUUGUAUGGUGUUACCGGUUCUCAGUUUUUCACUGUUGCUGUAGGGUUCCCUUUCUACGCCAUCAUAUCAAUAAUCGUUCUAAGAGGUAAAAUUGGUUGCCAACACAUGUAACAGAAUCGCAGAAAGAACAAGUUUUGUCAAAGAACUCGACCACCCGCAGUCUUCCAAAAGGAAAAUAUUGCCAUUGAAUAAUAUUAAGUGUUAGAAUCAGCAAAUCAUCGGCAUCGUCUUCUUAACAGGCAGUCAUCAUCAGUACGCGAAAUAAAGCCCAAAGUUUACAUACAUUUGACAUCAACCGG